Molecule: messenger RNA, 1795 nt
Organism: Annulohypoxylon maeteangense
Lineage: Eukaryota; Fungi; Ascomycota; Sordariomycetes; Xylariales; Hypoxylaceae
Product: Nop domain-containing protein
Exons: 3
Coding region: 82-1602 (506 amino acids)
Cellular component (GO): small-subunit processome; box C/D methylation guide snoRNP complex
Molecular function (GO): snoRNA binding
Source: RefSeq, a predicted model, not a curated record
GCUUCAAUUUUUUUAACACUACACACGAUACAGUCCAAUAAUCUAUGCGCAAGUCCACGUGAGAUUAACACAACUGACAAAAUGACGCGCGUAGACUUCUUGCUACACGAGUCCGCUGUGGGCUAUGCCGUCUUCAAGGUUGUUCACCAGCAGGACACUGUUGGCCUACACUUGAAGGAGGUUCAAAAAGCCGGCCAGGACCUCUCCAAGUUUGGCAAAAUGGUUCAAUUGGUCAACUUUGCGCCUUGGAGAAACGCUGCCGACGCUCUCGAGAACAUCAAUCUUAUCUCGGAGGGUAUUCUUCCUGACUACCUCAAGUCCAACCUCGAAUUGAACCUUCCCCAAUCGAAGAAGAGCAAGAUCGUGCUUGGUGUCGCCGACAAGAAUUUGGCUGGUUCCAUCAAGGCUGUCUUCCCUGGAGUCGAAUGCGAGACUGGUGAUACAUCUGAAGUCGUCGCCGACCUGUUACGAGGCAUCAGACUCCACGCCGCCAAGUUACUGAAGGGUCUCCAGGAGGGAGAUGUAGAAAGAGCUCAACUCGGUCUCGGUCAUGCUUACUCUCGUGGAAAGGUCAAGUUCAACGUUCACAAGAACGACAACCACAUCAUCAGAGCCAUUGCGACCCUAGACAACCUCGACAAAGGUAUCAACCUAUUCUCUCAGAAAGUGCGCGAGUGGUACGGAUGGCACUUCCCCGAGCUUUACAGCAUCGCUUCUGACAAUCUGACCUACUCGCGCUUGGCUCUCUUCAUCGGUGACAAGUCGACUUUGUCGGAUGAGAAGCUCCACGAGAUUGCCGCGUUGGUCAACGAAGACGAAGAGAAGGCUCAGGAGAUUAUCACCAAAGCCAAGAUCUCGAUGGGACGCGAGUUGUCAGAAGUUGAUAUGAGUAACAUUUCUACUUUCGCCGGAAAGGUUGUUAAGCUUGCCGAGUACCGAAGGACACUCUACAGCUAUUUGGUGGACAAGAUGAGCACCGUCGCGCCAAAUCUAGCGGCGCUCAUUGGAGAGGUCGUUGCUGCCCGCCUCAUCCAGAAGGCUGGUUCCCUGACCAACUUGUCCAAAUACCCAGCUUCUACCCUCCAAAUUCUUGGUGCCGAGAAAGCCUUGUUCCGAGCUCUGAAGACGAAAGGAAACACCCCUAAAUUUGGACUUAUUUAUCACAGCUCAUUUAUUGGCCGAGCAAACCAGAAGGACAAGGGUCGCAUUUCUAGAUACCUUGCCAACAAGUGCAGUAUUGCCAGCCGAAUUGACAACUUCGCCGAACAGCCGUCCAAGAAAUUCGGUGAUGCUCUGCGACAGCAGGUCGAAGACCGACUAGAGUUCUACGCCACCGGCAAGAAGCCAACCAAAAACGCAGAUGCAAUGGACCAGGCAAUGGCCGACAUCCUCGCAGAUGGUCAGAGUUUGGCCAUCGACACCGAAAUGAUCGACGCCCCUCUGCCAACUACUGACGCCACCCCCAAGAAAGAGAAGAAGAAGGAAAAGAAGGACAAGAAGGAGAAGAAGCGGAAGCAUAGCGAUGUAAAUGGCACGGUGGAACCAGAGGUGGCUGACGGCGAGAAGAAGAAGAAAAAGAAGAAGAAGCACGCUGAUGAAUAAGGGACGUUUUCAUCCAUAGGGGUCGAAAGGUUCAACGUUGGUCAGGCAUCGGCUAGGCGUUCAGGGUUCAGGUGUUGUCUGUUAUUAUCUUUUCUCUCUCUCUAAGUGUGGUUGUAUAUAUGGUGGCUCAUACCCGUCCUUCUUAUGCCGAAUUGAUAAAACGAAGUGAAUAUGAGUUUUUAAUCCAGUUGAA